UACGUUUCCAACUCAUCACGAGGCUUAACUAUAAUGGUUGCUGUUUUAGGUUCGAUGUAGCCUGUCAAUAACGGGAAGUAGAUUGAUGGAAAAAGAAUUGUAAUCAAAAUCAUCAAGUGGUACUUAAAGCUAAGCAGCAUGCAUGGUGUAUUGAAAGUAAAGACGACAGCUGAACAGGAAGCAGAGAGAAAAAAGGAAAGAGCAGAGAAAGCUGAAAAAUUUAAGACUCUAACUGAGGAAAUUUUUAAUAAGAGAAAAAAUGAAGAGCUUGAUGAUGAACUUUUGAAGCUUACAGAAAAACUCCUUGGUUCAAAUCCAGACUUCUCUACCAUGUGGAACAUAAGGAAAGAAAUAUUUCUAAAAAUUAAGCAGCAGAGGUCUGAUGAUGAAAUGAAUGAAUUAUUUCUUCAUGAACUUAAAUUCUUGCAAAGCUGCUUGCAUGUUAAUCCAAAAUCAUAUGGUGUUUGGGAACACAGAAGGUUUGCACUACAAAAUAUGCCUAGUCCAGACUGGAAGAGAGACUUGAUGUUAUGCAAUAAGUUUUUGUCAAUGGAUUCUAGAAACUUUCACUGCUGGGAUUACCGUCGCUUUGUUGUCAAAAAUGCUAAUGUAUCAAGCAAAGAAGAAUUUGAUUUUACUACCAAAAAGAUUUCUGAAAAUUUUUCAAAUUAUUCUGCUUGGCACAACAGAGCAAAGUUGCUGCCACUUGUUCACCCUGAUCCACAAUGUAAGGGAAAAGUUGAAGAGACUGCUUUGUUGAGGGAAUUUGGACUUGUCCAAAAUGCUUUCUUCACUGACCCAAACGAUCAAAGUGCUUGGUUUUAUCAAAGAUGGCUCCUUGGAAGAGGUAUGUUAAGGCAGGAUUUUUAAAUUGUCAUCUAUCUUGUUCUCAACAGAAAGUUUUUAAAAAGUUUAAGAUAUUGGAAUAUUUUAGCAUAAAGAAAGUACCAAUAAUCAAUAGUAAUAACAUCUGGCUAAUUCUUUAUAUUUACAUUCAGUAUUUCGCUUUUUAAUUUAUAAUCCACUUUUACAUUCAGUAUUUCAUUUUUUUAAUUCAUAUUGCCUUAGUUUUUGUCCAUAUCGGUUAAUCAGUUCAAAACUGCUAUCUAUUGAAAGUGAACACUUUGUCACUGAUUGUCUUUGCUCAAACAGAAGUUAGCUUUUCAACAAUUUCACCAAUUUCAUCAUCCUAUUAAAAUAUUAACUCUUGUCAAACAAAAUAGGAUUUAU
Molecule: messenger RNA, 1230 nt
Organism: Rhopilema esculentum
Lineage: Eukaryota; Metazoa; Cnidaria; Scyphozoa; Rhizostomeae; Rhizostomatidae
Source: RefSeq, a predicted model, not a curated record